This is a messenger RNA of Notothenia coriiceps (black rockcod), 777 nucleotides long. RefSeq names its product sperm-associated antigen 16 protein-like. Lineage: Eukaryota; Metazoa; Chordata; Actinopteri; Perciformes; Nototheniidae. The record is from RefSeq and is a predicted model, not a curated record. Gene Ontology annotation, cellular component: axonemal central apparatus. The transcript has a single exon. Bases 35 to 754 code for a protein of 239 amino acids. Gene Ontology annotation, biological process: axoneme assembly.
ACCAUAGCAACUCCAAACAGUCUCAAACGGAACAAUGAGCGCAGAUAAGAAAGUCAAAGAGACGGUCUCUCUGUCUGAAAGUGAGGAUGGCUUUCAGUAUGAAGAGGUUUCUCUGGGGGAGGACUGGAGUCUGACGGAAGGAGAGGAGGAUUUGGAGGCGACGGUGAAAGCGAUCCAGGAGCGGGCAGAGGCAGCUGCUUCUCCCCGGAAAGCAGCUCCCUCAUCCCCGCAUAAACAGGAGGCCGUGGAUGACUUUUUACGCACCUUCCUCUUCCACAUGAACAUGACAGAAACACUUGACUGCUUCCAGACUGAGUGGACCGAGAUGGUGCAGAGAGGGGGUUUGGAUACAGAGAAAAUCGGUUUAGUGCCACUGGUGUACACCGAGAACGAGAGUCUGACCGGCGAACUGGAGACUGCGCAGCGGGAGAUGGAGGAGUACAGGCGGGCAGCGGCUGCAGGAGCACUGACCCUGGAGAGGGUGCAGAGGAACAGAGACUUCCACAGCCUGCAGUAUAAGCGCGUGGUGCAGGAGAAAAACAAGCUCAUAGAGGAGAUGAAGAAGCUCACAGUGCAGUGCAACAAAUACGAGCCGGAAGUUAAGCGGAUGAAUGAGAAAUACCAGGCCGUGCUAAAGCAGAUCAUGCUGAUGGCUUUGGAGAAGGACAAGGCUUUGGGGGAGGAAGGAUCAGGGAACAUGACCCAUGAAAAACCUCCAUCACCUGCAAAGAGUUCAAGGACUCAGACUAGGUGAAGUCCCUGCAGGAGAAUGGUUGA